GGCUUCCACCAAGUUUCAAUUUUCUUCAGUGAAGAGUAGGUCUGUAGGGAUCAAGUAUGAGUGGUAUGGAUCACCAGGCUACAGUGGAUAAUAGGGGAUUAAGAAUGAAAAUAAAACGUACCAAAAAUAUGGGACCUACAAGCAACAAAAGCGACACCAAGCACGAAAUUGUCAAACCCGGAGAAGCUAAAGCAGCACAUGGAUCAUCUUCCUCAUCAUCUGCCUCUUCGUCGUCAACAGUUACAGAUGGAAUCUCACCAGCUAACGGGUCUACUGUGGAUAAGUCAAAACUGUCUACAGCCACUGACAGGGACAAAUCUCCAAAGGUGAAAAAUUUGCACAAAAGAGAACGUAGCAAAGAGAAAAUGAGUAAGGAUUGUAAUGCUACAUCACUGUCCUCUGUUUGUUCACUUGAUGUGCCAUUUUCUCAAGUUUCUUUGGAACCUAACCAGGCAGAAGUUCCGCAGGGGAAAAAAGAAAACCUUCUACCUGAUCCCUAUGAGUUUAAUGCUAAAGUGGAGGACGGUAUUGGUUUUCCUGUUAAAAAGAUAAAAAGUGAAAAGAAUGAUGCAUCUACCUCGUCCAACUCUCAGACACAGAGUUUGACCAAUGCCAGUACGGAGACCUGUAGUAUAGGUGUCUCUACUGAUUCUGAAUUCCUCGGACCAUGUGAACCUGGAACCAGUGUCACCCUUGAAGGAAUUGUGUGGCAUGAAACUGAGAAUGGAGUGCUGGUUGUCAAUGUGACUUGGAGAGAUAAAACUUAUGUAGGAACACUGCUAGAUGCUACCAAGCAUGACUGGGCUCCUCCAAGGUUCAACUGCGAUUCUCCGGUCAGUGAGUUUGAGACCAGAACCCCUAAAGGGAGAGCCAAAAGGGGAAGAGGUUCUGCUUCUACAACACCUGUCAAUGAAAAGGGGCCAGAAGGACGAAAACUUCGCAAAGGACGGAAGGGGAGCAACACAUUUCAGGCCCCACCCAGUCCUGCUAAGUCUGAACCUUCAGUAUCAGGUGGAAUGAAACGGAAAGGACGUCCCACAGAUAUAGAUUUAUCAGCGGGCAUGACUAAACGCAGCAGGUCAUGUUCACAGGGUAAUCAAGGCACGGAAAGUCCUGUUUCCACCUUGAUUGAAUGUCCAGAGCCAAAUUGUGGUAAAAAAUACAAACAUCCAAAUGGACUGAAAUAUCAUCAAACACAUGCCCACCAGAGUUCGGGGGUCACAACUGAUGUGGAUGAGGACACAAGGGACACUUGUGAUAAUGUGGAUGAUGAUGUGGAUAGUAGUAUUGCUGAUCCCUCUGAAGCCCCAGACUCCAGCUCUACCAAGUUGGGCAAGUCUGCUGAGGCAAUGGAGGAAGAGAACAAGAAAGAGGAAGAAGGUGCUAAAUCAGAUAGUGAGAAUAUGGAGGAUGUAGAAGUUGAUGUGAAUGGAGACACACCAAAGACAGAUUCAGUAGAGAAAAAAGAACCUGUUGUGACUACUAGUGUUCCUGUAAAUAAAAAUGCAGGUGGGAAAGCAAUAACUAGUAUACCAUCAGGGAAUGCCUUCCAGAUUGUGUCUAAGCAACAUAUUGCAUCUCCUACAUUCGGAGGGGUUGGUUUGCUUUCUCAAAGUCCACUACAGACUGGGUCUUUACCCAGUGGUCAGGUUUUGCCACUAGUCACGGCAGUAGCAACCACCAAUCCUAUUCAAACAGGGAGCACUCUCACUGUAGCAGCUAUAUCUGCUUCAACACAGCCUUUGGAUCUUAAAACUGAAUCGUCUAAAACUGAAAAACCAAUUCGCCCAAAGAUUAGUCAUAUUAUGCCACAGAUUGUUGCCCUGACAACCACUGUGUCAGUUACCCACACUAAUGCAUCACCUGUCACCACAUCCAACUUACAAGGUACCUCUCAGCUAAUUCCAAUACAGCCAAAACCAACUCCCCCAGGGGAGACAGCAGCACCAACCCCAUCAUUCCUGGGUCUUAAUAGGGACAGGAAACUGAAACAGAAGAAACGAGACAAAGUGAAAGAGAAAGAAUCUCCUUUGGUUGGUCCACCAAUAAGUCAGAGCUUAGCCGCUGCACCAAUGAGGACUGGUAAAGUGGAACCAUUAAAAAAUGAACAACAAAGUGCAGGAGUCAUUAAAGUGGCUCCGAUUAUAGCUAGCAAACCUAUGGAUCAUAAUAAAUCAGAAACUUCUACAAUAACAAGUGCUCCAAGACUUGACCGAAUGGACAAGCCCUUGUCAUUGUCCACUUCAGGUGCCAAUGUUGGUGUGGUGACUGCCCAAGUGCAGCCCUCCCCCAAAGGGGUGGACCUGUCACAAACGCGACCAAUAGAUACUCCCAGUAUGUUGAAGGUGAACCCAUCUCUGGCUGCUCUUGAUAGCAGGUCAAACAGAAAUGAAGAAGUACAGAGUCCCUCAUACUAUUCAGACAUUUCAGAGGAGUCGGGAUCUCCAGCAACUCAUACCCAAAGUGAAAGCCCUCAGAAAAACAAGGAUGAGGGCUUAACAAAAAAUAGAGACAAUGCCCCAAAUGUGCCAAACAUGCCCCCGUCCCAACCUUCAGUGAUGGAUAGCCAGUCUGUUCCCCCUUACAUGUAUGGCUCCUACUAUGGGCAGUCAGCCACGCCUUACCUACUGUCACCACAGAAUAUGUCAUCUCCAGUCGGCACAAGUUCUGGGCCAAACACGCCUUCGCAGCAGCCACCACCCCAUCCUCACCAUCCAUCACAACAGCCCCAUCCUCAUCACCCAUCACAACCACAUAUAAGUUCACAGACACCUAACAAGGACAGAAACACUCCUUCAGAACAAUCCAAACCUGAUUCAAAACUUAAACGAGAUGAUUCCAAAGACUCUGAUGGCAAAGACGAUCGUGGAGAUAAAGGUGAAGGUCGUGGAAUGACGCAGCAAGAGUACCAACACAUGCAGCACCAAAAAUGGGUCCAACAACAGAUGUACGCCCUGCAGAUUCCACCGCAUGCUCAGUACCAGUUCCUAGCAACAUACGGACCCUACUUUGACAAUGCCUACCAUAUGCAUAUGAUGUCUAAUGAUGCCUUGUAUCGGCAACACCAUGAGCAGAAGGCUGUUGAGGAGGAAAAGAAUCGUGGAGAUGGGGAUAGGAAAGAGGGAGAUAAGCCCAUGCUCAGGCCAUCUACCUCCACAGACAAUGGUUUAAGUCAGAGUGGGGAUGGUGUAUCUAGUAGAGGACCUAUGCCUCCAGGGGACGGUCACCAUGGACACAAAGAGGGCGACCACAAAAGGACUGCCUCAGAAACACUGUCAGAGAGGGAGCUUAAAGAAAAGAGCAUGCGAGAAAAGCAAAAUGAGAACCAUCAAAUCAUUAAGGAAAAUCUAGAUCUCAAAGAUCAAAUGGAUAGAAGUAGACUAGACCAAAGAUUUGAUCCCAUGUAUGGACGUGAUAAUUCACGUGAUAAAACCAGUGAGGAACAGCGAAGGAUACAAAUGUAUCGACAGCAGGCAAUGAUAAGACAUCAGAAGCGGGAGGAACAGCAAAAGAAAUUAGGUGAUGGUAAUAAAUAUGAACACAGACCUUCUGAUUCUAAAUCCUCAGUCAUUAAUCAGGUCAGCAACAGCAGUGGGGGGGCUGAGGGCAGACCAAGGGACCACUCAAUAGGGUCAGAGGCAGGCAAAUCUAAAAUGGAAAUAAAACGAGAACCAGAAGAUAAAGGGUUCAGAGACCCUAGUGAUGCAAGUGAUCCAAAAGUAUCAAGUGGUGACAAAAAUAAGUCAUUAACAUCAUCAUCUUCUUCCUCUUCAUUAGAUAGGAUCAGAGGACAUGACACCCCAAAGGGUAAACCUGGGAGUCGAGUGUCCAGCCCUCACACACCCUCUUCCAACCCCUCCAGUUUAAUUCCCUCAUCAAUGACUGCCACAGGCCCUAACGGGCCUCCCUACCCAGCCUACAUGUACCCUAGUCAGUAUAUGCAGUCUUCAAUGUAUGGACAAAUGCCGUUUGAGCCCACCCACCCAAUGUAUCGUGGGAUGAAUCCAAUGAUGUAUGGUGCUUAUCUUCAUCCAUCACAAAUUCCUCCAUAUCCUGUCAAUAUGGAAAUGGAUGAAAAGGAGAAAAUUGGUUUGGUACAGAAAUUAGCUCCUACAGAAAGUGAGAGUAAAUUAACAGACCCUAGCCAUGGACCUCUCUAUCACAGCAGCUCUGCACCAAGUGCUACAAAUAAUAGUGCAAGUGGUAUAAACAAGGCAAAUAGUGGCCAUAAAAUUCAUGAACUUCAGGAAAAGACUAGGUCAAGUCCCCACAGGGCUUCACCAGUGUCUGUUGGUAAAUCUGAUGGACCACCCACCCCCACCCAUUCCAUAGGGCCAGUGGACAAGAACCGCGAGUACAGCAGUUCUCCACCAACUCAGAGGCAUGUUCACACCCACCAUCACACCCACGUCGUGGAGGCUGCAUACCCUGUCAGUUACUACCCAGGUAUGUUCCCCGGUGCUAGUCAACAGAAGUCCCCUCCUGCUGCGACAGUCCAACCUCAGCCAGGCCAUCCUUCGUAUCCACCACCAAAGUGAAGUUUGUAACAGAUAGUGAUUCAUGGAUAACGGGACACCACCUUCCCAUGGCCAGUUAGAUUGAAGUUUGUUUCAAGCUAUGUGAUUGGUGGGUGCUUGCAGUAUUCUUAUUGAUCUGUGCCAAUUUGAAGUGAGGAUUAUAAGUGUCAUCAGUCCACACUUGACCAAUGUUCAGUGGUUUUUGCCAGUAGGUCAAUAAGGGAUUGAUGGAAACAUUUCCUACUGUAUAUACAGUUGCAGCAGUAAACUAAGCGUCUACCCCAAGGUUUAUGUUACACCAAAUCAACAAUAACAAUUAUGUAAAAACCCAUGUGAUAGAUAGAUAUCACUACAAAGUCCAUUUGUAAAGAGCUGUUUCAUUGGUUGGACAUUCUGAUUGUCCCAAGUCAAAUGUGAAUCAACAGUUUAGAUUGGGGAACAUUUAUUUCAAACAGAAAUUUUAUGUUGAAAAUGUGUAUGUUGAACAUGUGUAUGUUGAGGAUGUGAGAAAUGUUCAGGAAGUGAAUGUGUUUUUUCUCUUAUGUUUACUUUGUCUGAUCAGCUCAGCAAAGCUCUCUUGUUUACCUGGUCAGUAGGUACCAAUAAGGACAGUGAGGCUCUCUUGUUUACCUGGUCUGUUGGUACCGAUACGGACAGUGAGGCUCUCUUGUUUACCUGGUCUGUAGGUACCAAAAAGGACAGUGAGGCUCUCUUGUUUACCUGGUCUGUAGGUACCAAUACGGAAAGUGAGGCUCUCUUGUUUACCUGGUCUGUAGGUACCAAUAAGGACAGUGAGGCUCUCUUGUUUACCUGGUCUGUAGGUACCAAUAAGGACAGUGAGGCUCUCUUGUUUACCUGGUCUGUAGGUACCAAUCAGGACAGUGGGGCUCUCUUGUUUACCUGGUCUGUAGGUACCAAUCAGUACAGUGGGACUUUCUUGUUUACCUGGUCUGUAGGUACCAAUUAGUACAUUGAGGCUCUCUUGUUUACCUGGUCUGUAGGUACCAAAAAGGACAGUGAGGCUCUCUUGUUUACCUGGUCUGUAGGUACCAAUCAGGACAGGGGGUAUCUCUUGUUUACUUGGUCUGUAGGUACCAAUCAGGACAGUGGGGCUCUCUUGUUUACCUGGUGUGUAGGUACCAAUCAGGACAGUGAGGCUCUCUUGUUUACCUGGUGUGUAGGUACCAAUCAGGACAGUGAGGCUCUCUUGUUUACCUGGUGUGUAGGUACCGAUCAGGACAGUGAGGCUCUCUUGUUUACCUGGUCUGUAGUUAUCGACCAGCACAACAAGGUCCUCCUGUUUACCUGGUCUAUAGGUUCCAAUCAGCACAACAAGGCUUUCUGACAGUGUUUUCUGGUCAGUUCAUGUCUUUGAUAAGUCCCAGGUAAGCAGAGGUUCGAUCUAUGUCACAGUCCACUGGUUGUGUGUCAGCCAGUGCUAUCAGUUUUCUAGUUCAUUGCUAUUUUAAUCAAAAUUGUACUUUUGUAUACUUGAAAAAUCCUUUCUGUGUAAGUAUACAUUAGGUUUAAGAGCCUGGUGGAUGUUGCAGUCUCUGGGUUGGCUUGAGAGUCUCUGUUAGGUCAGAUUUCCCCUAUUUACCUUCACUUGUGCUGAAAUAGGAAAGCCAUUCUGUCAUCAUGUACAAAAUAUUUUUAAAUAUUAGGAAAGAAUGUAUUGGGCACUUUUGAUAUGUGUAAACUUUAGUCUUUAGCAUUGCACCGUGCCAAACAGUAGUUAUAUUCUCUUUGCAUUUCAUUAAAUUUUGAAUGGCAAAAUGACAUAGCAUAGAAGUGGGAGACUUGAAUGUUCAGAGCAUAAAGAUUUAGUCCUAUUUUUACUUAUAUUGUGAGAUGUGGUGUACACAUAUAUCUCUAGCCAAACUGCCCACAUGUGAUAUUUUCGCGAGACUUGUGAGGAUGUGUGUGGUCUUCAUCAAUCAUGGGGUGUAAGUGAACGUUUUUCAUGUAUGACUACGGACCAAACAGAUGACUUAUGAAAUGUACAAGAUAAAUAUUUGCCGAUACAAUAGUAUUGGUUGUAUAAAGGUUUGUAGUGGUCUAUCUAUGCUUAUGAGCACACUGAAGUAUGAAGUUGUCAAAGUACAUGUUGGGUUCUUUUUUUAGAACUAAAGACAAAAUGAUUUUUUUUAUCUUACCUAGUUUGAGCAAAAAAUGGGCAUGGAUACGCUUAUAGAAUUGCAAUUUAAAAUCCAAAUGUGUGGUUUUUUUAGGUAACUUUAUCUUUUGCAAUAUAUAUUAGUCCAUCCACUUAGAACUGAAUACUUUUAUUACUUAGUACAGGAAUGUGUUUUAUAUAUGCAAAUGAACCAAACGAGAAUUGUGAAUCUCAUGUCUUGCCCUUUUUUUUAUACCAUUUUCUCAAAUUAAGUUAAAAUAGAUCUUUACUUUUAAGUUGUGAUACUAUCUAUUAGUACUGGAAAAUACCAAAUUAAGAUGAAUCAGGUAUUCAAAUUCUCCAAACAAUUCUAGAUUUAAGAGCACAAAAAAAAAAAAAUGCCUUUACAGAGAUAAUGUAAAACCAAGAAAUUUUACCUACUUAUUGCACAGGAUUUUGUGAGUGUCUGUUGUUCUCUAGGUUAUAUCCACAGCUGAAGUGUACCACAGUAGGAUGUUUUCAAGAGCAACAUUGUUACUGAACAACAUAUAUUAAUUCAAAAUAUUUAAAUGUGUAAAGCAAGCUGUUUGUAAAAUAGGAUUACAAAUUGAUCAAUAGUAGUAAAACUAUUUAGAUUAUCAUUUAUGUAAAUUAAAUUUUUGUAAAAGUCGGAAUGUCUUAUCCUUACGGUCUUAUUUCUAAUACACAUAUUUCUUUACAACCAUUAUGAUAACUGUUAUUUAGUGGUAUUUCCCUAUGCAGGGCAUUUACUGGGUGCCAUUGUUUUCAUGCAACAGAAUAGUCUUUUUUUAAUUUGCAAUAUAUUUGAAUGUUCUAAAGGUUAGCUACGUAUAUAUUCUUGUCUGUAGACAGACAGUGAUUGGUCGGGCAGUAGAUUUUAUAGUAACCAAGUGUGUAUGACUAAUUAUAAAUCAAAUUGAUAAGGGCAUGUUAGUUUCAAGUAAAAGCUAAGAUUGAGUGUUGUGUGCUAGUCCGAAUGCUGGACGUGUGGUCUUCAUGGUAAUGACCUUGACCUUUAUGACCUCUGGAAAAGUUGUACGGGACCCAGUGAUUUCUCAUGUAUAGUGAGUUUUAGUUGUCCAUUCUGUUGAUGGUAACGUGAACAACUAUUGAUCUACUGUUGGGUGCUAUCUAUACAUUGUCUACCUUUAUUUUCUUUGUAUUCUAAGUCAUUCCAAAGAUUACUUACAAGUAUAUAAAAAUUUUUUUAUAGACAGUGUGAUGGCCUGCUAGUGUUUUAAUGGAACAUCAUAUUAUCUAGAGGUUAAUUGUGCCUGAACUUUGUGUAACAAUAGCUAAAACUCUUGGGAAUACAGAAUUAAAACAUUCACUUGAUCACAGGUUUACCUAAAAAGAAAGAUUUAAAAUCUCAUAAUUUUCUAAUGAUAAAUAACCUAUUUUCAUUGGUAUAAAUGAUUUUCUGAAAAUGAUAUAUCAAAGGUUUCCAUGGAAACCUAGAGCAGGCAUAAUUCUUUCUCUGCAGCUCACAUACAGGCUUGUGUAUGUUAUUAUUUUUAAAUCAAAAUUUCUGAUUUCGUUUGUAAUGAAUGGUGUCAGUUUAUACACUGCUGUUGUUGCUAUGAUGUUUCUGCUACCUCAUCACAUGGUUCCUAAUGCUUCAGUAUUUCUCACGUCCUUUAGCUUAGCACUGGCGAUGUUGUACCAGUCAUCCACACCAUAAACAAAACUGUGAGUUUAAAUUUCUGUUCUGCAAUUCUUUCAAAUUUCUUCAGAACUUUAUUGGAAAAUUAAUUUUCAAAUUCAACAUUCUGGCAGAUGUGUUUUCUUCUUGUGCAUAUGAUUGUCUUAUCUCCUCCUGGCCCUGUUUGAUUCUCAUUGGAUUCAGCAAUAUUCCAAAUUUAGAAACUGAAUUUGAUAUUUUGUAUACUGCAUUGCACUUUCUAUAAAGGAAAUUUUCUAAGAAUUUUGUUCAAAAGCAAAUAAAAAUGCCAGUGUAUAUGAUAAAUUUGUUGUCAUAUGUCAUUUUAAGAUAUAUGUAUGCGUAGCAAUAAUGGUCUUUGUUUUCAUACUACAAUUAUUGAAAUGUGUCCAAUACUGUGCUGUUUUCUAUUGGAAAUAUGUAAAUAUGUAGAACUUUAGUAUAUAAGCACUGUUGAUAAAUGUCUGUCAUGGAAAUGAAGUUGUACAAGACUGUGUAAACAUUGUUUGUGCAGGUAUCAAGGCUGUUAUUAUUUUCACUGUUUUACUGAAAGCUUGAAGUAAAAAGGAUGUAUUUUCCAUGAAAGUUAUAAAAAGAGCUUUGGUUUUCUCUACAAGUUUUAUUUCCAAGGUAUUUUGUGAUUUUAUUCCUUGGAAAAAGGCCAAAACUGGAACCCCUUGAAUUACAACUUUCACAGUACUUUUUUUCCUUCUAGUUUCAGGAAAUGAAUUUAGCAGUUCUAUAAUGAAUUGUGUCCAAUAUGUAAGAUACAGGAUAGGCAGGUGUUUUCAGAUGUCCAUUUACAAUCAAAAAGAUGAAAACAGAUAAUGUUUCUGUUGAUAUUGUACAGCUAGUAACUGCAACAUUUAUGUACAUCAGAGAUAGCAAGGGAGGUAAAUCUUGGUCAUACAACACUCCUCAGUGGAAGUUGUCAUGAGAAUACUAGUUGGGAUGUAAAUAUAUGCCAAUACAUCCCAACAGGAGUUGAGAUUUACGAGAGACCUACAAUUUAUUGUUUACCUUCAGUAUUGAUGUAAAGGGUUUAUGUAUACAUACAGACUACUGCUACACACACGUUGUUAAUGUGUACACAUCUGUAUUUAACGGUGCAAGCUCUGUACCAAACUUGUACAUGUUUUGAUACCAUAUGCUAUAUGUUAACACAACAAAAAACUGUGAGAGAGGGUACCUGUAAAUUGUAUAUAUCUUCAUGUCAAGAUUAAUGUAAUGAAUGAGAAUCAAUCAUUGUGUUUGGUGGGACAGAGUUUACAUAUUGUGCUGAGUAUGGAUGUAUGGAUGUAUCAUAGGGCUGCUUGUGUGUUCAUUUUAAGUAUGUGUGCACUUGGGAGGGUCUGCAGCCAGUUAAAGUCAUGUCUCUAUCCUGGCUAGUGGUCACCUAUAUAUAUAUCUCUACUGUGUAGCCACUAAAGACAGUGCUGCAGUGUAUAACAUGGCUUUACUCUCAGCAAAGGCUCCUCUCUGGCAUUUUAUACAUGAAUAAAUAACUAUAAAUAUCAACUAGU
Molecule: messenger RNA, 9837 nt
Organism: Ylistrum balloti
Lineage: Eukaryota; Metazoa; Mollusca; Bivalvia; Pectinida; Pectinidae
Product: zinc finger protein 608-like
Exons: 5
Coding region: 57-4538 (1493 amino acids)
Biological process (GO): regulation of transcription by RNA polymerase II
Cellular component (GO): nucleus
Source: RefSeq, a predicted model, not a curated record